AAUGCAAAAAAAAAUCCUGUCACCUACUAGAAACUAUCUUGCUGUGGACACUAUCACAACUGCUCGCCACCAGUCUUCAACGUAAUUUUUGCUAUUCGCAGUUGUCUUUCUUACUAGUCGUCAUGGACCGUAAUAGGAAUACUACUAAUCAAAGAUAUUCCACCAAAUCGAUAGUUGAUGGAGGAGCAAUUAAAUCGAGAGUUAAUGGAGGAGCAAGUGAUUUACCUGUAAAUAAUAAUCCACCUGAUGAUGCCAACUCAAACGGACCUGUCUACGAGCCUACACCUCAAGAUCCAACGCACACUGAACGAUUCACAGUGGUACCACCUAAUCCAUCACGGCAUAGUAAAUUAAAGAUGAUGGCACAGAAAGAAGAGGAGGAGCUCCAGAGAUAUAAGGAGGCCAACAGACCUGGGCCCAUUCAUCUGAACCCAGAGAGGCUGGGGGGAGCUGUAUCAUUGGUCGAGGCCAGAGAGAGACAGCGAGUUGAGUUACGCCAGUCCAAACUUCAGAAAAAGUUGAAAAUGGAGGAAAUGGAGAGAAAGAGAAGACAGGAGGAGGAAGAAGAGAUUCAAAGAAUGAAAGCCAAACAGAGGGAGAAGUGUGGGAAUAUACGGGCCCGGAGGAUUGAAAGUGGAGCAGACAAACUGGAGGAGAAAAAAGUGCAGGAGGAACAGCUGAGGAGAGAGCAACAGAGAGAGAUUCACUACAGGACAACUGACCAGUUCCUCCAGAGGUUUGAGAGGACAGACACACUUCCUGUGGCAUCCAGCAGUGCUGCACACACGUCAUCAUGGGUGCGAGCCCAAGAUUACAGGGAGGACAGGAGGGCAGUGGAGAAUGCCGCUUUGCAGCUGAAGAAUGAGGAACAGAGGAAAAAGAGUGAGGCACUGGAGGAGAGACAGAGACAAGAGGAGAAGGAGAGGAGGACGAAUGUUCAGCAAGAACACAGACAAGUGAACGCAGCCUUCUUGGAUAGGCUGCAAGGUCAGAGGUUGGAGAGGCAAAGAGAGAUGGAGCGCCCUCCUAUGGCUGAGGAGGUGUACAGUAGAGACUGGGAGGCCCAGGCCCGUGAACCACAGGACCCCCCCACUCCACCAGAGGCUGACCUAGCACAGGGCCCUGCAGUCUGGGCAGAAGAAGCUGAUGCCGAUUAUGAUUGGGUUGUGAUGAAGCUUCAGGCUCGUUUCCUGGACGUCGACAAAGGUUUUCUGAAGGACAUUGUCAUCCAGUGCAGCGGAGACUACCUGCAAGCCUGCCAGCUGCUGGAACACUAGUUCAGAUUGAAGUUUUUACUUUUUAAGUUCUAAAGUGUCGUGUUUAUUUGCCUUUUGUACAAGUAUAGGUACAGUACAUUGGAGUUCUAGGUCCUUCGUGUCUCCUCAGUUUCCUAGUGGUCUAACCUAAGUCCUAUAAAGAAAGUAAUAUAAAUAAAUACUUUCUAAUUAUGAUGCCUCUUCAGAACUGGAUCUCUAUUGAUAAUGCAUCACCUGGAAAAGUGUGAAAACGUUAAGAUUGAAGUGUACCCCUUAAUUGUCCUAUAAUCGGAUAUUUAACCAUGAUUUCUUUUGCAUGUUUAUUAUUUGUAAUAGUAUCUGAGUGGGUUUAUGCAGUCAUUGCAAGUUUUUCCCAAAACUGGUUUUUAGUUACGUGAGAUUGAACAAAUUAGCCGUACAUCAAAAUGAGUCAUGAUCUUAACAUUCUUUGUUCAGUAACCAGUUCAGUGCGUGUGGAUGGAAACAUCGGUCCACUGAUACAUGUGGCAUUGUGUUUGUCAUCCAUGUUCGAUAAUUAAAGGAGCAUGUGCAAUAUCAACAACAAGAUGUUUCCUGGAGAAGUGAACUGUGUUUACGUAAACAAAAACAUUCUCUCUUGGUGUGUACUGAUCGCUGGGGAUUUCAACUUUUCAUAUCUAUGCUUACACCUAACCUCAUAUGAUUCCUUUAUACUUUAUUUCCUGACUAUCAUUUCGUGAACACGGUCAUUAUGGGGAUCCAGUUUCAAGGCUGUACUUGUAAUAAAGCAGAAUUCAACGUGAGGACUUGCCUUUUGGCCAUCCUCUUUGUCCUACUCU
Hypomesus transpacificus is the source of this 2074-nucleotide messenger RNA. RefSeq names its product epithelial stromal interaction 1 (gene epsti1). The record is from RefSeq and is a predicted model, not a curated record. The coding region runs from base 123 to 1277 and encodes 384 amino acids. NCBI's taxonomy places the organism in Eukaryota, Metazoa, Chordata, Actinopteri, Osmeriformes, Osmeridae. The transcript has 12 exons.